Messenger RNA from Parnassius mnemosyne (clouded apollo), 648 nucleotides. The record is from the annotation of a GenBank genome assembly. Lineage: Eukaryota; Metazoa; Arthropoda; Insecta; Lepidoptera; Papilionidae.
AUGGAGAUAUUACAUCAGCAGUAUGGAUUGCCCCAUGACGUAGCAAAGGAGAGCGCAGCGUCUUUUCUGCGGGCCUUUCGCGCGCAACCUGAUGACGAGUCUUACGCCCUUGAUGAAUGGCCUGCUCACUUAUGGCGCAACUCACUACCUAAGAACUACAGGCAUAUCGCCAAAAACAUAUCAGACGAAUGGUUAAAAUUGAGAUUUAAAAAUUUAGCUCUGACUCCUGAUGUUAUACAUCUAUUAGAAUCAUUACGGGAGGAUUAUCUACUCGGUCUGAUCACGAACGGGCCAUCGCGAGCCCAGUGGCAGAAGAUCAAACUUCUCGAUCUCCGGAAGUACUUCGACUGCGUGCUGGUCUCUGGAGACUUGCCGUGGGAGAAGCCAGAUCAAAAUAUCUUUCUGGAAGCCUGUAAGCUACUUAACGUCGAAGCACGAACAUGUAUUAUGGUUGGUGAUAAGCUGGAGACUGAUAUUAAGGGUGGGAAAGAAGCAGAGUUAGGGGGCACGGUAUGGAUUCCACUGCAGAAAGAUGAGAUGGAAUCUGAUUUACCCGAUUUCACAAUCAAUAAGGUUACUGAGCUGCCGGAAGUACUGCCUGCUUCACCAAAACUCAAACGCUCAACACUUCUAAUGAAUGCUUGUUGA